Molecule: messenger RNA, 1747 nt
Organism: Sphaeroforma arctica JP610
Lineage: Eukaryota; Ichthyosporea; Ichthyophonida
Exons: 8
Coding region: 239-1324 (361 amino acids)
Biological process (GO): protein modification process
Cellular component (GO): cytoplasm
Molecular function (GO): biotin--[biotin carboxyl-carrier protein] ligase activity
Source: RefSeq, a predicted model, not a curated record
CACGCAUAAAUAUCAUUUAAAUAUCCGCUAUGUACCGUGUUCCCCUUAGUAUGAGAAUUUGUUAAUGUAUGUCUGUUCAUGCAUGUAAAUGAAAUGUAUAUUUGUACACACACGCACUUGGAUUAAUUCUGCUGGCAUUUGUAGUAAAUUUCAACGACAAUAUCUCACACUUCUCUAGGCCAAUAGACCUAAUUCAACAACUCUAUGUUGAACGACUAAACCAGCAAUAGGCACAGUAAUGCGGCUACAGGCAAGUACACUAGCACACAGUAGGAGACUCACAAACGGUGGAUGGAUGAAUAAACUAUUCCAAUUAAAUUCGUUCCAGAAGAAACACCUAGAGAGUUACCUACACAAGGGCUUGUUAGGACAUAGGCAAAGCACAAAUAUGCACACAGCUACACUGCCGGAACGGCAUACGUUGUUCGCUUCUGCGGCGACCGUGUUUGGGGUAGGAGAUAUACACAGCUGGAUGGGAGAAAGAGUAUCACCUGCCGAUCGGAUCGACUUUGAGAUUCGGGAAGAAAGUUCCAACGACGAAGCGGCUGAGAGCGGUAUAUCGGCACCUGUUCGGCCGUUUUGUGUAGAUAAAUAUAUAGCUCAGCUGACUACGAAACACAAUCUCGGGCGGUAUAUAGUGUACGCGCCCAGAUGUGAAUCAACACACACACUGUGUCUAGAUGACUACCCGAAGUUAUCGAUCGGCUCCGUUGUUGUUGCUGAUAAGCAAGGUGCCUCCAAGGGAAGGGGGACAAAUGUAUGGGACUCGCCGCCGGGACAAUUAGCCUUCUCAUUUAAGAUAAUGAUCAAGCAUCCUUCGCAACUUGUAUGUAUGCAAUAUCUGGUUUCCCUGGCGGUGGUGAAGGCCUGUGAGGUGUAUAUGCCUGAGAGAUCAGUGAGGCUGAAAUGGCCGAACGAUAUAUACACAAAUGAUAAGGUGAAGAUAGGGGGCAUCCUAUGCAAUUCUGUGUACAACUCUGAAAAGAAGGAGUUUGAGAUUGUCUGCGGCGUCGGGCUCAAUGUCUUCAACGACCAGCCGACCACAUGUCUGGCAUCAAUGAUGUCACAUAUAUCAGACUUAGACCAGGGCAGCUUCCCUCCGCUGGAAAGGGAGGGACUCCUCGCGCACUUCAUGAACAUAUUCGAACGAGAUUUGGAGCUGUACCGCGUCAGAGAUUUCCAACCGUUCUUGCCCGACUAUCUGAAGAAAUGGCUACAUUCCGACGAGCGGCUGACAUUGCAAGCGGACGGAUUGACAGUCACUGUGAAGGUGUGUGGGGAAAGGAGAGAGUGGGAAUUCUCUACGGCACCGAUUGGUCUUUGAUAUCGAUCACAUGAUCACCAACCUCAUCGGACUUGGCAUACAUGUCUGAAAUUAUGAUAUGUACAUGUAUUGUGUAUCCCAACAUGCGGAUAUGUGAUGAGACUCUGGAUGUGCUCUUGCUUGUCUCCCAUUUUAUGUUUUCAAGAUUACGGUGUGAUGUGCAUUCAUUGUUCAUGCCAAUAUGUCAGUAUGUGACGAGGUCGGAUACUUUGAAUGUGGCAGUAUUCGUAUCCGGUUGUUCCUUCUACCUGACGUGUCUUCUUUGUUGAAGUUGCUGGCAAGGUGCAGUUUUCGGUUCAAAUUGUAUGGAAAACAAUUAUCACCGACUUAUACCUCAUGUUGUACUUGUUGUGCUACUAUCUUCGUAUACACCUUAUUUUCCAUUGAAUAGUUAUCAGUUCCUACCGUUUUUCCGUAUCUGCA